UCGUGGCGACUUAACCUAAAAUGAUUAAGUUAUUGAGGUUAUUGAGUUCAUUAUAAGAUAUAUAUAUAUGUGUGUGUAGAAAAAUUUAUCAUUUUCUUCUGUAAAUAUAGUAACAAAAAAAAGAGCCGAGAUAAUUCAAAUUUUUUUUAGUGUAUAGAAAAAUGACUCUUGCUCUUCAUAAUUUUCGCAAUAUUUGUAGAUGUUCGUUAGUUAAUUUUAUACAAAAGUCACAAUGUCACACGCUUAAUACAGACGUACUGCCAAAAUCAGUUUACAAACAAUUGGGCGAGCAGCCCGGAGAAAUAUUUUCAUUCAUAAAAAAUAAUCAUGGUUAUCUCAGUGGUCAGCAUUAUGUGCAAGCUCUUAAAAAAUUACAAAAAAUGUCAUUCAAGUCAAAAGAUUUAAAAAAUAACAAUGACUUCGUCGAGCUUUGCAAUGAAUUGAAAAAACAAAUAACAACACUCGACGUCUCUGAGGCUGUUCUUGCAAUAAAUGCAUUAACAAAACUGAAUGUUGAAAAAAAUACGGUUAUUUAUGAAUCACUAUUGCAAAUAAUUCGUUCAAACAUUAAUUCAUUGGUACUGGAGGAUGUGAUAACUCUUCAAUUAGAUUUACAAAAUGCUCCUAAAACACAUUUAAUCAAUGCCAUUUUAACUGCCCUGCCGACAAUAUUUGAAAUACAAUUGCCACGCAUUGAGAGGGAUAAUAUUCACUUACUAGCAUCUUGUCUUCUUUUUGUCACCAAACAACAAUCGAAAAAUUACAAUACAAUACAAUUUUUGCUCGAUACAAUUUCUGAUUAUCGUAAUGAGAUACCAUUAAUAUCGGCGAAAUUUAUUUUAAAAUCUAUAAGAUUUCUUCCAAAUUCGGAGAAUACGCAUAAACGACUAUUGAAACGGAUACAGAAUGUUAUUAUCGGUCAAAUUGAUUCGGUUUCAUUUAAUGACGCAAUGGUUAUAUUGAAGUCGAUACAAUUUCAUACCAAAAAUGUAAAGGCAUUCUACAAUGAACAAAUGGUAGACACUCUGGUGAACGAUGUGAUAAUUAAAAGAGACGUUGGCCUAGAGAAGGGAAUUGAGGCACUCGAAAAAUUAGUGAUAAUCGGACACGAGCAAUUUGCUCUUCUCGAUUACAUAGCAAUGAAAUUUUUGGAAUUAUCAAUGUCCACAAAUUAUCAAUCUCUCAAUAUGUUGGCUUCAUUUGUUUCCGCAAUGGCAAUGAGUGACUAUAAACCAGUAUUUUGGGACAAAAUUCAAGAAUUAAUAUUAGAAAACACAGCCAUUGUGUCGUAUGAAAAUUUAUUGCAAAUAGUCUUCAAUUUGGCAGUUCUAGAUUGUUAUUCCGAUAAAUUACUACAAAAAAUUUUCGAAUGCAAUAAAAACAUCGAAUUGAUGACUAGUGAUCGUAAGGAGAAAAUUUUAAGGUUGUAUCAAUUUACAAAGACACUCUAUAAAAAUUACGAUGGUCCACGUCCAUUGGAAGAUAAAUUUGAUCUAUUGGCCGAUUGGGAUCAAUAUGGUGGUCGAUAUCCUCACUUAUAUAAAGCACUGGAAAUUGCCAUCGGCGGUUCACAAUUUAUCGAGACCCGAGUGGGAACAAAGUUCGGUCAUUUUAUUGAUUACGUAAUACUUUUGAAUAAGGAAACUGCCAAACCAAUGCCCAUUAGUUACAAAAGUAGUCAAAAAAUUGAAAAACCAACGAUGGAUAUUAUUAAUCUAAAGCCAAUUACAUAUUUAGAGGAUAUCUCCAUUCCCGAGGAUAGUCAAGUCCUCCUAUUUGUGGAUAUUCCAAUAGAUGGUUUUACAAUAAAUACAAUGCAAUUGAAAGGCAGUUGGAAUUCGUAUAUGAAAACUUUAGAGGCCAUGAAUUAUUUAGUAAUUCCAAUAUGUUCACACAGAUGGUUACAAUUGAGCGAUAAGGAAAAAAUCCCAUACUUAUUGCACGCAAUGCGAUUAAAGUGUGCCGUUAAUCAACAUCAAUUGUAAAGUGAGAAAAAAAAAUUAGAAACGAAAGAAAGAAAAAUCAAGGUAACUUAGGUACAAAGUUAAAUUUUCUGUUUUUGUUAUUACUCUAUAAAUUGUUCUAUUUUUUUCAAAUAUGCUCAUUAACAGAUUCUCAGAGUUUUAUAUUCAUAUUCAUUAUUCAUAUUGAUAUACAAACAUAUAAAUAUGUAAAUGUUUCAUUUUCGUACUUACAGUUGAAUCAUUUAUAAAUUUAUAAAUUUAUUGAUAAAUUUAUAAAUUUAAAAGUGCCUCCUUACUUAUACAAUAGGUCUGCGAUUUUAUUUCGAAAUUUUUAACAUUGGACUUUCUUUUUUAUUGGAAAUAAUUUUUAUAAUCGAACAGCCAUCUAUGUUAUGUCGGUAAAGUAGAAAUAAAGUGAUUUCUAUAAACUUUCUUUCCGCAAAAAGAAAAAAAAUCUGCUAAAUUUUAAUUUUAAGUUCUACUUUUUUGAAAAUAGUAUAAAAAUUAAAAUUUCUUCAAUUUAGAA
Leptopilina heterotoma is the source of this 2490-nucleotide messenger RNA. RefSeq lists its product as uncharacterized. The coding region runs from base 162 to 1985 and encodes 607 amino acids. The transcript is spliced from 6 exons. Lineage: Eukaryota; Metazoa; Arthropoda; Insecta; Hymenoptera; Figitidae. The record is from RefSeq and is a predicted model, not a curated record.